AUGUUUCACCGAUACAAUUAUCCUCGUCCCCCUCCACCUCAAAAUUUUUUUCAAGUUCCGAAUGCGUCUACCGAAACCCCACAACGAUAUCUACAGUUCCGAAAUUUUCAUGCUGCGCAUUUUAGUCGCCCGCAUCAAGAAUUUUUUCUUCGUGCUUUGAAUCCUAUUAGUCCUCCUUGGACUCUCUGGAAUAUUAACGGAGAUGAAGGAUGGGAACAAGAAGAAGUUACUGGUGACGUGUAUUACGAGGAAGGUCCUGAACAUGAUUGCUGGGAAGAACAAGAGGAGGAGGAUGGCAAAGAAAAUGUGGAGUUUGUAUUGAGUGAAGAGGCUAUUGCAAUGUUUCGAUUUUCGGAGCUACGGAAACUUGAACUUGAAAAAGAGUAUUCGAAAAUCGAAGAAAACAAGAAAAAUAAUCAGGAUAAAGAAAUCUCUUAUGAAGAAGAGGAGAUAUGCAUGGAAGAACCUCAUCCAUCUUAUAUUCGGCCAACCCCAUUCUCUUGUGAGCAGAUGCGAGAGUUAUAUGGUGAAAAUCGACACCGGAGUAUCGAGUGUUUGGAGGCCGCGGUGAAUGCUACUUUCGAACAAAGCUUUCUUAAACGAAUUAAUGAUAGUCGAAAAUCGAUCGUUGAUGAUAACCACAGUAUUAAAGAGGAAGAGGAGAUGGAUGUGGUUUAUUGGCCUAUUCUACCAUUACGUUUUGUAUAA
This is a messenger RNA of Ambispora leptoticha, 708 nucleotides long. Lineage: Eukaryota; Fungi; Glomeromycota; Glomeromycetes; Archaeosporales; Ambisporaceae. The record is from the annotation of a GenBank genome assembly.